UUUAUUAUAUAUAUAUAUCUUCACAUAUAUAAUGUAUUACAUGUAUAUUCAUAUGUAAUAUUAUGUUGUACAUUAUUUUGUCAAGAUCGUGUAAUCUGACUAUGUUAAAGGCGUUUAUUCUCGACUUGGUCACCUCACCUGCUCAGACGUAAAGUACAAAUUAUCUAUUUGAUGAUCGUUUCGUCGUUUGUUUCUGUUUUCGUUACGUAAGAAAAAGAAAAAAAAGAAAAAAAGGAAAACCAGAAAAGGCUGAGAAAAGCGUUACCGAUAUAGUAUGUUAUUGUAAAGACAUCUUGGGAACAAAUAAUUAUCUAAGCUGUCUAUCAUUUCCGUUUCCCCGGAAUACGAUUACCACCGGAUGCAGUUGAGCUGUUUUCGCAAGAACGUUAAAAAAAAAGAAAAGACAAAAGGCGCAAGAAACGAGGAAGUACCAGUUAUCUCAUGCAGCUAUGUCGCAAAAGAAGGAAGGUUGCGUGUUUUAUAGUAUAUAGAAGGAGAAAUGUGUAAAUAUUAGAGAUAUAGCGCGAAAAUCGUGGUACCACAUAUACAUACACACAUACAUACACACACACAUAUACAUAUUGGUGCACGACUUGUGUGUGCGGACGUACACAUACCGAUUCUCAGUUAAAUAAGAUAAAAUAUAAAUAACAAUGUUGCAAUGUCAUGUAAUUCUGAAGGACAGCGAGCGCGCGCGAAUUAUGAUAUUUAUAGCGAAGUGUUUGUACGACAGGGUGUAAGCGAAGAAAUUUGUAUAUUGAUACGUGUGUGAAGUAGAGCGCGAUUGCUAACUGCUAAACACAGAAAAAAAGUCGAAAGAAAGAGGGAAGAGAGAAAGCGAGCGAGGUAAUCGCUGUUUUAAUUUCCGUGUAUAUAAAUAUAUAUAUAUAUACAAACGGAAGGCCGUGCUAUACUUAUACAAAAAUGUACGAACAUACAAUGAUUUAUACGAGCAAAAUUGCGACACGCGUUAUGUCAAUUUCGACGUCGCUCUCCCAAUAAGUCCGUUUCAUUUCUUCUUUUUUCCUUUUCUCUUUGUUCUCCCCGUGAUAGAUUAUACGGCAAUUUGUCGUGAAUGCAGCUCAAUGAGAUAUAUCAUCAGUUUAUCGCACCGUCACAGUAUAAGUAAGAAAAAAAGAAACAGCACAGAUCUCCACAGAACAUUCUAAAGACGUUCUUUAGAGAUUUAGUGCUGCCUGAACAUAGAGAUUUAUUUUAGCCAGCAUCUAUCGUCAUUCAAAUUAUAACCCGCGCACAACCAACAAUAUGGCGACCGGUUAGCACCGAGAUCAAAAGUGCCGCCGCAGAGUGAACCUACUGUUCUUUAGUAGGUUCAAUCCGGGAAAAAUAGUGCAAAUAAUUGUCUCCUGCGUAUGACUGAACUGCACAAUCAAGAACAUGGCGGCCAGCAGUUGUCACAUGGUGUGAGCUGAAAUACAUGUGAAUAAAAACAUGGAAUACAUGUGAAUAAAAACGUGGAAUACCUGUGUAUUGCUUAUUUAUUAAAAAGGAACGGAAGAGGCGGAUAUAAAUGCCGCAUAUUAAAUUGCCACAGUGCAAGCAGCGAAAAUUAAGGAAUAAAGGAGAUCACAUUCCGAUUUCCUAAAACUCCAGAAAGCCGAUAUCUAUCAUCUAGCCGGUCAUUCAAAUUAUAACCCGCGCACAAUCAACAAUAUGGCGACCGGUUAGCAUCGAGAUCAAAAGUGUCGCCGCGAAGUGAACCUACUAUCCUUACUUACACUGUGCCGAAAGUGUGUGUGCAGCGAACCACGUGGUCACGUCUGCCCGGUCUUUCUCGGCGAACGAGUUUUGUGAAACGUUAGAAUGUCAACGCCGGAUUUAGAAAUGUUUCACAAACGAGCGGCCGCAGCGGAAGGAGAGAUAGUCUAUUUAAAGGACCAAAUCGAAUUGUUGCGCCGAAGUAUCGCGGACAAUGUCUCGCAGGAGUCCACCGUGGAUAAGGAGGAGUUUCUGAAAUUACAACAGGAGAAUGUCAAGCUGAAACACAGGAUAGCGAUACUCAAGAGGACCAUCGAAGCGCAGAGGGGCAAAGUACCGUUAGGCCCGACGUCUCUGUCCGUUGUAUCCCAAGACGAUGUGAUCAGUAUUAAUAAUACUCUGUGCGAUAUUUUUCGAAAGGCAAUCAACUUAGCAUAUCCCAAUGUAUCGGAUCCACCAGUGAUAAUAACUACCAGCAAUAAUCCCAAAUUUGGGGAUUACCAAUGUAACAGUGCUAUGCCUUUGGCGCAACAGCUGAGUAGCUCUGGUACUAAAGUAAUUCCACGCAAUGUUGCUAACGAAAUUAUAUCCAAACUAGAAGAAUCCACCCUUGUAGAUAAAUACGAGAUAGCUGGUCCAGGAUUUAUAAAUAUAUAUUUGAAACGUGACUUUGGACAAACUGCUUUGGCCAGUUGGUUGAAGAAAGGCGAUGUUCCUCCUCCAUGUGUUCAGAGAAAGAGGGUUAUUGUAGACUUUUCUAGUCCCAACAUUGCCAAAGAGAUGCAUGUGGGACACCUGAGAUCCACCAUAAUUGGAGAUAGUAUUUGUAGGCUGUUAGAAUACUUAGGACAUGAUGUGCUGAGACUCAAUCAUGUAGGUGACUGGGGCACGCAGUUUGGUAUGUUGAUAGCACAUCUUCAAGACAAGUUUCCCGACUACUCGACUGUUGCUCCUUCCAUCCAGGAUCUUCAGGCUUUCUAUAAAGAAUCUAAAACUAGGUUCGAUACUGAUGAAAAUUUCAAGAAACGAGCGUACGAGUGCGUUGUUAAAUUACAAGCUUUUGAGUCUGAGAUAAUAAAAGCCUGGAAGAUGAUAUGUGAUGCAUCAAGGCAGGAAUUCAACAAAUUGUACACUCGACUGGAUAUCAAGAUAAUCGAGAGAGGCGAGUCCUUUUAUCAAAAGCGCAUGGAAUCAAUAGUGAAAGAGCUGGAGUCAAAAAAUAUGUUAGAGGAAGACAACGGCCGGAAGGUAAUGUGGGGGGAGAAACGAAACAAUGGGAUACCUUUGACGAUAGUCAAAUCCGACGGUGGUUUCACAUAUGAUACGUCAGAUAUGGCCGCUCUCAAGCAACGCGUUGAGGAGGAAAAGGCGGAUUGGUUGAUAUAUGUGACGGACGCCGGGCAAUCCCUACAUUUCCAUAUGCUGGAGAGUUGCGGCAGAAGGGCGGAUAUCUUGAAGAGCCAUCAUAGGAUGGAUCACGUUGGCUUCGGUGUCGUUUUAGGCGAGGACAAGAAGAAAUUCAAGACGAGGUCCGGUGAUACUGUAAAACUCACCGAAUUGUUGGACGAAGGCUUGAAGAGGGCACUGCAGAAACUCAAGGAGAAGGAACGCGACAAAGUGCUCUCCGAAGAAGAGCUGAGGACCGCCCAGGAGUCCGUGGCGUACGGCUGCAUAAAGUACGCCGAUUUGGUGCACAACAGAAACCACGAAUACAUAUUCUUGUUCGACAAGAUGCUGGAGGACAAGGGCAACACCGCCGUGUACUUACUGUACGCCUUAACUCGCAUCCGUUCCAUCGCCCGGAUGGCGAACGUCACGCCGGACGAGUUGCAGCAGAAGCACGCGCGCGACACUCCGAUCUCGUUGGCGCAUGAGAAGGAAUGGAAGCUGGCCAAGGUACUGCUCAAGUUCCCCGACGUGCUUCUCAGCAUCAGCCAGGAUAUGUUCCUGCAUCCGUUGUGCGAGUUUUGCUACGAGAUCUCGUGCGCGUUCACGGAAUUUUACGACAAGUGCUAUUGCGUGGAGAAGAAUCAGGCCGGUGAGAUCGUGAAGGUGAACAUAGGCCGUCUCUUACUCACGGAAGCCACCGCGAUGGUCAUGGAGAAGUGCUUCGCUUUGUUGGGUCUGAAGCCCGUCGCGCGCAUGUAGGAGAAUAUUUGUUUUAAAGAUAGAAGCUGUAUAUUUUUCCGACUUAACGUCGAGUCUUAACUGCAGUGUAGCGAAAGAUUAAUGAAACUUCUGCUCAGA
Dinoponera quadriceps is the source of this 3966-nucleotide messenger RNA. RefSeq names its product arginine--tRNA ligase, cytoplasmic (gene ArgRS). NCBI's taxonomy places the organism in Eukaryota, Metazoa, Arthropoda, Insecta, Hymenoptera, Formicidae. Bases 1825 to 3867 code for a protein of 680 amino acids. Gene Ontology annotation, cellular component: cytoplasm. Gene Ontology annotation, biological process: arginyl-tRNA aminoacylation. The transcript has 9 exons. Gene Ontology annotation, molecular function: ATP binding; arginine-tRNA ligase activity. The record is from RefSeq and is a predicted model, not a curated record.